GAGAGAGAGAGAGAGAGAGAGAGAGAGAGAGAGAGAGAGAGAGAGAGAGAGAGAGAUGGGCGGGGACGUUUUCUCAUUUCACCUCAAUCCGGCCCAACUUUGGGACCUACUGACGCGCAAUGACCUGAAGGAGGACCACACUGGACAUCGUUGAAGCUGCCUGCGUACCUAACUACAUUUUAUUAUUAUUAUUAUUAUUAUUUUGCCUGCUGAGCUGAACUGAACGACCUCGCCCAGGGUGAAGACCUGGCCUGAUUUUCUUUUUGCUACGCGUGAAACCCCCCCAUCGCCCGUCAUGCAGAGCUCGUCGAUCCGCCGCCAGGUGAAAAACAUGGUGAACAACUUCACCGAGGCCGAGGUGAAGGUUCGAGAGGCCACCUCCAACGACCACUGGGGACCCUCCAGCACGCUCAUGGCCGAGAUUGCGGACUUGACCUACAACGUGGUGACCUUCGCRGAGGUGAUGGGGAUUAUCUGGAAGAGGCUGAACGAUCACGGCAAAAACUGGCGCCARGUUUACAAGGCCCUCACGCUGCUGGACUACCUGGUGAAAUCGGGCUCUGAGCGUGUGGCCAAAGCGGCGCGAGAAAACAUAUUCGCCAUCCAGACGCUCAAAGACUUCCAGUACUUGGAUCGAGACGGACGUGACCAAGGUGUCAGUGUCCGAGAGAAGGCCAAACAGUUGGUGGCUCUGCUGAAGGACGAGGAGAAGCUGAAGAGGGAGAGGAGCAAUGCUCUGAAGACCAAGUCUCGUUUGGCAGGGGUCGUCAGCAGCAGCAGCGGCAGCAGCAGCAGCAGCUCGAGCUCUGGAUAUGUGAGCGCUUCAUACACAAGUCGCCAAGUCGUAGAGGAUUUCAGCAGAUGCAGAAGCCCACCGUCAACCUACAACACCCCCUCUUCUCGACUCGCUCCGGACUUGGAACAAGCUAUACCAUCCACCAGUGGAGAAGAGGAGCUGCAGCUGCAGCUGGCCCUGGCUAUGAGCCGAGAAGAAAGUGAAAAGCUGCCUCCCACGGUGGAUGUUGAUGAACAGAAUCAACUCAAGAGAGCAAUGGAUCUCAGCAAGAAGGAGUCCCAAAAGGUGAAACCAGUGAGACGUGCACCUCCUGCCACCGCGGACAUGGAUGAAGAUGCCCAGCUUCAGUUGGCGCUUAGCCUGAGCAAGGAGGAACACAAGCAGGAGCAGCUCAGUCGCCGYGGGGAUGAGACGGAGCUUCAAAAAGCUCUGGAGGAGAGCAAACGGGAAAUGGAGGGAAAAGGCGGGACGGCCUUUAUGGACCUGGUAGAUGUUUUUGCCGUGCCUGUAGAUGCGCCCCCUAUUGACAGUCGCUGGAAUAAUACUUCGACCCGGGCAGCGUCUGGCGUUGGGGGUACAGACCCCUGGGACUCCCCAGACGUCCCGAGAGCCGAUUCUCCCUGGAUGGUGCCCCCACCUUCCCACAGCCCCCCACCACCAUGGGAACCACCCUCUAACUCUUGGGUUGCAGCGCAGAAUGGUGUCUCCCCCCUCCUUACAGGCCGAGACGUGGCUUUUUCUGGAGCGUCAGCCUCCAUGGUAGUUGAUCCAUUCUUGGCCCCACCAGAAAGAACAGCAGCUAGAGGAGCUACCAGUAACUUUCCACCUCAAAGUCCAACAGAUGGGGAUUUUUUUGAUGAGGCCAUGGAUGGUGGUAACACGGGUAUUAAUGGUCAGAGGGUGGACAGUCCUGACCUUUAUGAACUGUCCAGUCUUAGAGAAAGCCUAAUUAACCCCACCCCUCGCGCGUGCCAGACACCCGAGUCCUUCCUGGGGCCCUCGGCAGCAUCCCUGGUAAACUUGGACAGCUUGAUUCCUACAAACCCUUCGGCCAAGACCACAAACCCCUUUUUAUCAGGAGUGAGUGCACCUUCGCCCCCUAAUCCAUUCCAAAGUGAGCCGCAAAAACCCAGCCUGAACCAGAUAGGCUCCGCCCCUGCAGCCCCCCUCCCCCCGCCUCUUCCAUACAGUGCCUCUUUGCCCCUGCCGACGAACCAUCAGGGUGCCUCCCUCCCUUCGUCYCUCACUCACCCUCCUCAGCCUGGACUGGACCUGCCAGGGAAGCUCCCCGAGCCCCUGUUGCCCUUCUCCUCAGCCAUUAAUCAGGAAUCGCACGAGAGCAACCAGAACCCUUUCUUACUCUGAAAGGGACAAACGUGGUAUUAAAAAUAURGGAAAUGCCAUUAGGUUAUGCUUGUGGAAUAACACUCUUUCUGCAAACCAAACUACAACCCAAAAGACUUGUAUGAAAUGCCUAAAAGUUUUUUUUUUAUGUUGUAUAUAAAAUAACGCUUCUAUUGUUGCAAGUUUUUCACAUGAGGGUAAGAAGGAGAUAAACUUUUCUCAGAAAACUGUCAUGUAAAGCCAAGGACUACAAAUGCAAACUACACAAAAGCACAUUUUGAGAAUACCUUGUUGUACGUGAACUCACUGGUGAGAACCAACCAUAUGCCUCAGAUUUCUGGUAAUUGGGAACAUUUACUAAAAAAAGGAAAAAAAAACUUACUCAGUGCCUGAAAUGUCUUGUAUCAACACAUUUAACUCUGCUGUGCUUCUGUGGAUCUGAACUGAUGAGAUGAACCAGUGCACGCGGAGUUUCACUGAAGUGGGAUGGAAUGCAGAAUGAAAUUACAAAAUGAAAUCCCCCCAUUAUGCAUCAGAAUAAUAUGCAAUGCAACAUCUACAAUGUCAAAUUCUGAGUUUUAUUCAUUGCUUGUGAACCAUCAAAUCUAAUCAAAUACAGUCGUGUAUCUGUAACACGAGUUCUUUCCUUAAAUUUGUUUAUUUUAAAAUUUUUGAAAUAAAUCUGAAUGAAACUA
This is a messenger RNA of Austrofundulus limnaeus, 2835 nucleotides long. RefSeq names its product epsin 3a (gene epn3a). The transcript is spliced from 11 exons. Gene Ontology annotation, cellular component: endosome; clathrin vesicle coat; plasma membrane. The record is from RefSeq and is a predicted model, not a curated record. Gene Ontology annotation, molecular function: clathrin binding; phospholipid binding. Gene Ontology annotation, biological process: endocytosis. Bases 296 to 2161 code for a protein of 621 amino acids. NCBI's taxonomy places the organism in Eukaryota, Metazoa, Chordata, Actinopteri, Cyprinodontiformes, Rivulidae.